AUGAGUGAUUUGAUUUCCUUAAAAAUAACCAUCAAGGACGAUGCCAACUAUCUCCUGUUUGGCGAUAGAAUUUGUCGCGAUGUGAAGGAGUUGGAAGCAUUUUGCAAAAACCGUUUCCAGGAUUUGCAGAAAAAUGUGGACGAAUUCCGCUACUACUGGAUCGAUGAUGAUGGAGACGAGAUCCGUGUUAAAACGGACGAAGAUUAUCGCAGCUUUCUGCAAGCGAUGGCCAAUACCAAGGCUCGUCUUUACGUCGUCGGGAAAAACGUGACGGUGGACGAACCGGGCAAUCAGGAAGAAUCUGACGCUGUACAGGCUGGGACCGGUGAUGACGCGCCGGUGCAAAACCAUGCAACUGGUGGUGUUUUGCCCGUGCACCAGCACGUCAUUUGCGAUGUGUGCGACAAGGAAAUCGUGGGCCACCGCUAUAAAUGCCUGACCUGCCAUGACUAUGACCUGUGCAUGAGCUGCGAAGCCAAGUUCCGCCACAAGGACCAUCUGAUGUUGCGCAUCCCGAAACCGGCCAUGGUGGUACGGUCGCAAUCAACGGUUACCCGGCUGUUCGUCAAGCUGCGUAUGUACGCGGCUCGUAUUACCAGCAACAUGGAGAAAGAGUCCGCCGGUCCAGAGCCAGAAGUUAGUUUCGGUCCGGGCAAUGAGGUCACCAGCGACGCCAAUGGUAUGAAACGCGCAAAUGCACGAAGCGGACAUCGCUACAAGCAAAGCGAGGAAAGCCGUACCAAUACCACCGAGCCAUCGAAGCCUUCUCGCAGCGGUAAAACGAGCGUUGGUGCCGACCGUAAGCAAAUAAGCUUUGCUGAUGAGUCCUCCGGCGAACGUAGUACGAAGGAGUCGAAGGAGAAGCCAUCACCGCGUCCUACGGUAUCGGAAAUGACUCAACGUUGUCGUGACGUGAUGGUCAUGUAUCUGAAUUCGACGGAAGCUAUGGAUUCCAAAGGUAAUCCCGUCCCUUGGAGUACCACGGAUCAUGUAGCCGUAGCCAACAUGGCCGCUGCAACAGCUACCGCAGCCGCAGCAAGGGCCGCUGCCGUUGCCAAAAAGGCAUUGCAAAUGGCUGCAAAGGCCGAACGAAAAACUGUUCAACAGAUGGAACCGACACAGGAAGAAUUGACACAAAUGCUGCGCCACGCAACUGCCACAAUGAAACUGUCGCAGAAACGCGCGGCUCCAACUACUGCACCGCCGCCUGCAACAUCUGCAAUGCCGGUUCCAAUUCUGCCAUUCUUCAAUCUUCCUUGGCCCUCUCAGGAGAAGCUGAUGGUUGCAAGCGAAAACGUGUCGAAGCUGUUGGAUCCACUCGGGUUAAGCUUCGAGAUACGUCAUAAAUCAGCGGCUGAGCCAUCAACAUCUGGCGGUGUUUCAGCGUCAUCAACAACAACAACAACAACGCUCGCUGAUGCAGGUUCAUCGUUGUCGUCAACGAAGAAACAAGAAGAGGCUAACGAACCUCUUGAUAAGAAACAGGACGUGCCAUCCUUAACAAAGGAGCCAGAGCAGGUGGCGACAUUCGAGACGGUUGCGAAGCCGUCUAGUGCUGCCCAAGAUCACAAAGGAAAAGCAGGAACUGAGAAAUCAAUUUCAGACAUAAAAGAAGAGCUGAACAAUCCGUUUUCCAGCAUGUUUCUCGAAUACGGUUCGGAAGGUGUGAACAAACCGGAAACGACGACCGUAGAGAAUGAGGCAUAUGAUGAAGAUGAUUCGCAAAACAAUUCUUCCGCUUCUCUGCUGACAGAUGACGAUCAAGAUUUGCUGGAAGUGUAUGAAGAGGCGAACGAAAACCCUGCCUCAUCAUCAGCUAAGCCACCGAAAUUGGCCGAAAAAUGCUGGACCCUGAUCGACCUUCCGCACGAAAACGGCGAAGAAACAAUUGCUGCUAACGUUGCUCCGCCUGGCGCUAUUGCGAAGCUGAUCGGACAAGAUAUUUCGUCCACUACUAUCGAUAAGGAGGAAUCGGCUCAGCCGCCCAAACCGUUGCUUUUGAGCAAGGAAAAGAAAGAGAAGUCACCGGAAGAAUCGAAACUAAAGGAAAUGAAAAAUGUUCGUAAAAUUAUCGCCGCCGCCGAGCAAAAGGAAGAACCGGAACCAGUCAUCUGCCGCGAUGAAGGAAAUCAUGAAAUUGUUAACACCCGCUUCCUUGGCAGCGGCACCGUCAUCAUCGUCCGCGGCCGGUUCCUCAUCCUCCGCUGGUCGUUCGGCAAAGAAUUCCCGCAAAUCGAGCACCGCCCAGAAGGACUGCACCAUCUACAGUCAUCGCCCGCACGUUAACCAUGCCAUCCACACUAUGAUGACGAUGGGUUUUAGCAACCACAACGGUUGGCUAACCCAACUGCUGGAAUCACUGAACGGAGACAUCCCGAAGGCACUCGACCUGUUGCUGAUGCAUCGCCAUU
Messenger RNA from Anopheles maculipalpis, 2411 nucleotides. RefSeq names its product protein ref(2)P (gene ref(2)P). Gene Ontology annotation, molecular function: K63-linked polyubiquitin modification-dependent protein binding; zinc ion binding; protein kinase C binding. Gene Ontology annotation, biological process: aggrephagy; mitophagy; endosome organization. The record is from RefSeq and is a predicted model, not a curated record. Lineage: Eukaryota; Metazoa; Arthropoda; Insecta; Diptera; Culicidae. Gene Ontology annotation, cellular component: amphisome; aggresome.